GUGAACCCAGAUUGGAACUGUUCACCUGACGGCGUUGGAAACUGUUAAAAUAUUAGUGCCAAUCUGUAUCCAGAAUAACCUGUCGCCACCCACUAGACUCUUUCAAAGUUACUUUAUCACCACGAAGCAUCUGGCGUUGACAACCCAGGUUCUUCUGAGUAAGAACAAUAGCGCUUCUGUAAUAUUUGUUGUAUGUAUUUGUUGAGAGUUCGUUAAAGAUCGUGUUUAUUAUUUCCUAGUCUUGAUCCAGUCAAGGGCGUUUCUUUCAUCUUCAGUUCAUAUGGGUUGUAGCUAUCAGAAUUCAAUCUUGGUGGGUUGUUUUUGUUCAUGGCGUCUCUUGAGCUCGUAGAUGAUCAAAUUUCAUUCGCAACUGUUUUUAGCUGUGAAUGACUGCAAAUUUGUUUGAGUGUGUUUUGUGGGUAUGAGUUUGUAGGGUAAAUUUGUAAGGGUAGUUUGUUGGGUUGGUGUGGAAGCUAAAUUUUGAUACAAGAAUGGCUUUCUCUAGUAAUGGGAAGAGCAAGGAGGUAAUUGAGGAAUCUAAUAAUACUGAAACGAAUAAUCAGAUCCCUCUUGAGAUUUCAGCCUCUCGAAGGAAGCUACUAAGCAGCAAAGAACCUGGAAAGAGUUAUAAUACAAUUGGUUAUAUUACUGAUAGAAUAAGUUUACUCAAGUUUGGUGCUGCAUCAGCCAAAUUCAAACAGAUAGCAGAUGAGAGAGAUGAGAUUUCGCGAUCUGUGGCUUCUUCUAGUGGUCAUGGGUUUAGAGACAGAUUUAAUGAGGUUUUUUCACGAAAGAUUAAUUGGUUAUCACUCAAGAAAAUGUGCAUAAAAUGGAUAAGAGAUCCAAUGAAUCUGGCUCUAUUUUUGUGGAUCUUAAUUGUUGCUAUCUCGGGUGCACUUUUGUUCCUUGUUAUGACUGGAAUGUUAAACAAAGUGAUUCCAAGGAAGUCUGAAAGAGAUGUCUGGUUUGAAGUUAAUAAUCAAAUUCUCAAUGCUCUGUUUACUCUUAUGUGUUUGUACCAGCACCCUAAGAGAUUCUACCACCUUGUACUUCUUUGUAGAUGGAAACCGGAAGACAUUUCUAAACUCAGAAAAAUAUACUGCAAAAAUGGGACUUAUAAGCCUCAUGAGUGGGGGCACAUGAUGGUUGUUGUUCUUCUACUCCAUUUGAAUUGCUUUGCUCAGUAUGCACUCUGUGGUCUAAAUUUGGGGUACAGGAGAUCUCAACGACCUGCUAUAGGUGUUGGGAUAUGUAUAUCUGUUGCAAUUGCUGCACCUGCAGUCGCUGGUCUUUACUCCAUUAAGAGCCCACUUGGGAGGGAUUAUGAUUGUGUAAGAGAUGAGGAAGCAUGGACUGUUAAUGCUGGUGAAAGUGUUAGGCCAGUGAGCAGAAAAUCAUUUGAGAAAAGAUUUUCUUUUGUGUCAAGUGAUGAACAAUUGCAAUGGAGCGGUGGUAUAUUUGAUUUUUGGGAUGAUAUAUCUUUGGCUUACCUCUCACUUUUUUGUACUUUUUGUGUCUUUGGGUGGAAUAUGGAGAGGCUUGGGUUUGGCAACGUGUAUGUUCAUAUUGCUACUUUUAUCUUGUUCUGUAUGGCUCCUUUCUGGAUUUUCAACUUGGCUGCUGUUAAUAUUGAUAAUGAGUCUGUCAGAGAAGCUCUAUCUGUUACUGGAAUUGUCCUUUGUGCAUUUGGUUUACUCUAUGGUGGCUUUUGGAGGAUUCAAAUGAGAAAGAGAUUUAAUUUACCAGCUUAUAACUUCUGUUGUGGUAAACCGGCAGCUAGUGAUUGUACUCUAUGGCUUUUCUGUUGUUGGUGUUCUCUUGCUCAGGAAGUUCGAACAGCAAAUGCAUACGACAUUAUAGAAGAUAAGUUAUGCAGAGAACCAAUUUAUAAUGGUGAACAGCUGCUGAUGUCACCUUUGCCACGCGAAGAUGGAGUGUCUCAAUUCAGAUCGGGACCAGGUUCUCCACUUGGGAGCAGCUCAAACACACCCAUUAUUAGUAUAGCUAAUUCUCCUAGUCCAAGCAGAGUUUCAAAGGAGUAUCAUGGUCCUGAAAGACAGCUUUCUGUGUUAAUAGAAGAGUCUUUUGCCAGAGUUAAGGAAGAAACCAUGAUCCCUCCUGCUCCACCAGUGAUACUGAAGGAAGACUUCCUGCGAAAGGAGUCAGUUGAAAUUAAUUUAUGAUAGUAUACAAACAGAAGCUUGCCUGUUUCAAAGUGAAUUUUAAUCCAUUACAUAUUUCAAUCUUUGUCCUUACAAAUCUGAAAUGAUUUCUUUUCAUUCAA
Messenger RNA from Mangifera indica (mango), 2284 nucleotides. RefSeq lists its product as uncharacterized. The coding region runs from base 492 to 2183 and encodes 563 amino acids. The transcript has 2 exons. Gene Ontology annotation, biological process: sesquiterpene biosynthetic process. The record is from RefSeq and is a predicted model, not a curated record. Gene Ontology annotation, molecular function: cyclase activity. NCBI's taxonomy places the organism in Eukaryota, Viridiplantae, Streptophyta, Magnoliopsida, Sapindales, Anacardiaceae.